Messenger RNA from Cladophialophora psammophila CBS 110553, 2169 nucleotides. RefSeq lists its product as uncharacterized. Gene Ontology annotation, biological process: protein palmitoylation. Lineage: Eukaryota; Fungi; Ascomycota; Eurotiomycetes; Chaetothyriales; Herpotrichiellaceae. Gene Ontology annotation, cellular component: Golgi membrane. The transcript has a single exon. The record is from RefSeq and is a predicted model, not a curated record. Bases 1 to 2169 code for a protein of 722 amino acids. Gene Ontology annotation, molecular function: palmitoyltransferase activity; protein binding.
AUGUCCUCUCCGACCUCUCAGAAACUUUCCCAUCCUCCCAGUUCCAAGGCGAACGCGGCCUCCCCCAAGGUGACCUCGGAAGAUGUUGAACUGGGCCCGGUCCACAAUGGCCAUGCAGAACCCAACAUACCUUUGGAGGAGGAUAUCAUGCAAUGCGCCCGAAUAGGUGCCCUUGAACACAUCCAGAAAAUGGUCCAGUCAGGCAAAUACGACGCCAAAUAUAAGGACGAGGAGGGAAUCACUCCUCUCCACUGGGCUGCUAUCAACAACCAAUAUGCUGUGUGCAAAUACCUUGUCGAGCAAGGGGUGGACGUAAAUGCAAAAGGAGGAGAAUCCAAUGCCACCGCCGUAAUGUGGGCGUCGCAGAGGUGCCAUUUCUAUGUCGUCAACCUUCUGUUGCAGAACGGGGCAGAUCCUCUUUUGACCGAUGGCCAGGGAUACAACAUUCUUCACCUGGCAACUAUUGAUGGGAAUGCGCUGCUAUUGAUCCUUCUGCUGCAACAAAAUAUUCCCGUCGAUAUCCCAGAUCCUCAAGGCCACACUAGUCUGAUGUGGGCAGGAUACAAAGGCUGGCCAGCCUGCGUGGAUCUCCUUCUCAAGUGGGGGGCCAAUGUCAAUGCUACAGACGACAAUGGAUAUACGCCCUUACACUGGGCCUUGGUGAAAGGCUCAAAAGCCUGUUUGGACAAAAUCAUCGAAUAUGGCGCGGACAGAUUCGCAAAGACCAACGAAGGCAAGACGCCAAUGACCUGUGCUGAGGAAAUGAACACAAAACGGACAUACCAUCGCUCAUUAUCUGAUCACGGAUACGACCUUUCCGGCAACGUCAAGACCCUCCCCCUUAAUCUACACACUGUGGUCAGAGACCGCUCGAAAAUGUCCAAAUUCUUCUUUUUGUACCCUUUUUUGAUCAUGAUGGUCGGCCUGUACAUUAUAAGUCACCUCAGCGUCUUCAUUGGAGUUCCGGUUUUUUUGGCUGUCUGCCUGGGAAUGCAGUAUGCUGCGCAACGACUUGCGAUGAUCGGACCACUAGAGUUUCGUGCCAUUCACAAAACACCCUAUUUGGCUGGCAUAUUCGCAGGGACACUCUUCUGGGUAGGAGUCAGCUAUGUGACUUCAGUUCUACCCAUCACAUUCUCGACGAAUCCUCUCACGACUAUCUGUUUCACCGUCUCAUUCGCCACUACGACGUACUUUUACUUCCUGUCAAUGCUUGAAGACCCCGGUUGGAUUCCGAAACUAUCCUCACGGAACCAGCAGCGAAAGGUGAUCGAGGAGCUAUUCUCGCUGUGGAAAUUUGACGAAGACAACUUCUGCGUGCAGUGUAUGAUCCGAAAGCCGCUUCGCUCGAAACACUGCCGCCGGUGUAAUCGAUGUGUCGCAAAGCAAGACCAUCACUGUCCGUGGAUUGACAACUGCGUUGGAAACAACAACAUCCGCCACUUUUACAUCUACAUCCUGAGCAUGGCGAUUGGGAUCGUUCUCUACGUCCGCCUUGUCCUCUCCUACCUUGCUCUACUCCCACCACCCUCCGACGACGCCGUUGCAAAAUGCCAUGUUCUCUCUGCUUCGCUCUGUACUUUCGUGCUCCGUGACCCCUGGACGGUGGCACUCACAUUCUGGACCUGUCUCCAGCUUGUCUGGGUGAUCAUGCUGAUUGUGGUCCAAACGAUUCAGAUCGCGAAGAACCAAACCACGUAUGAAAACAUGAAGCGCCACGACAAAGUGCACGACCACCACCGUCCCUUACUCCCGACCCAUAGCCACCCCAUCACCCAAGGCGCAACUGCAGCCGCCACUUCUCUAAACGACACCGCCGCGUCGUCUUCCCAUCUCCACCCGGCCCCUCGCCGGCCCGAGGGAUGUUUCACGCGGUGGACAAAGAUCCUGGGCCUCGACGCCUUCAUGGUGACCGCGAGCGACGCAUCACACGGCCAUUUACAGUCGCGGAAUUCCAACCCCUUUAGCCGCGGCAUGCUGGGCAAUUGCCAGGAUUUCUGGUGCGAUCCGGCCCCUGUGUUCGGGAGGAGGAAGAACGGAGUGGGUUACCUGGGCGGGGAAGUGGUGGAUUAUGCGCACAUGUACGAGGUGCCGUUGAAGUUGAGGACGAGGGCUGGUCGGGGCAUGCGCUAUGAGAGUGUUGCAGGCGAGGAUGUUGACGAGAUAUGA